This is a messenger RNA of Caenorhabditis remanei, 1086 nucleotides long. RefSeq lists its product as uncharacterized. The record is from RefSeq and is a predicted model, not a curated record. Lineage: Eukaryota; Metazoa; Nematoda; Chromadorea; Rhabditida; Rhabditidae. Bases 1 to 1086 code for a protein of 361 amino acids. The transcript has 3 exons.
AUGAAUGACAAAAUCGAAUUCGACUUCCAACCUGGAGAAAUCAUUCCCAAGAGGGUUGAAAAUGAAAACAAGCUUGGAGUUCCAUACAAUCUGGAUCAAUAUGGCUUUCAAGCUCCAGAGACUUAUAUUUUGGAGGCUGGUGACGUGCCACUCGUAGAUGUGAACGGAGAGCUUCUUCGUCUCGAUACGGAUCUAGUUGAAGAUAUUGAAAAACGAAUUUUGAGAAAUUAUGAAUCGGCGUUGGCACUUAAAAACAAGCAGAUUGCUUAUCAUCGUCAUUCCCUUCUUCCAUUCCAUUAUCGCCGUCACAACUUGAGUCCUCCGUAUACCUGUUAUAUUCAAUUGACGGUGUCUUCUAAAGGAACCAAAAAGCAGAUUCAGAGAUACAUGUAUACAAAGAGACUUCAUGAAGCAGCAAAACAACUCAACACAAUUCUAUUUGGAGGUAGACAAGGCGUUAUUCAAGUUCGAGAUUUUUCAAUGCCUUGGUGUUCGAUGUUGAGAUUGCCAGUUGGAUUCAAAAUUAGAGUGAAAUGCAUAGAAAAUGUAAUGGAUAUGUCAUUGCGAUAUAACCAAAUACUUUCAUUGAUCGACAGUUCCAGUUUUCCACUGAAUAAGGUCACUAUCUUUGCUAUAUUUGAGGCCGAUAUCGGUGUGAAUGAUUUCCAUUUACCAGCAAUUAGAAGUGCGAAAUUAUUAAAAAUAAAAGAUGGUAGUUAUCAGGCCGAUUUGCCAUUAUUGCUCAGAACUCUCCCAAAUCAAACUGUCAUUUUGAUAUAUUCUAUAAUUACUUUUCAAGCCGAUGAAUAUUUUGCGUUGGCAAGGAGCUGGCUCAAUGACAAGCGACCUGUUGGAACUUGUUAUUUUUUUCCAAUCCUGGAAGAAGAAAUAGUUAGAGAACUUGUGAGAUUGAUUAGAACUCGCAUGGAAAACGCGAAGAGAACGAAAAGAUGUGUAACCGUUUCCAUGGGACACGAAAACAGGUUGGAAGUGUUUUAUGUGCCAGCUAAAACUCACAGAAAUCCCGAAGUUCGACGUUCUUUAUAUAAAUGGGUUCUCAAUAUGAGAGUUGUUCGAGUUCGAUGA